UUUUCCAAUUCUGGCCCUCUUACAACUUAUCGAUUUCAUUUUCUUCCGACCUUCGCAGCAUAUCAACGUCAUGUCUCUGACGUGCGUCCGCAGCUUAUCGAUGUGUCAUUUCCGAUUUUCGCGAUAAAACGAUCUGCUGAAGAUUUCCAGCUCUCACAUAACUGAACCUCUGAUACAUUUCCACAACCACAAUGGCCCCCAAAGUGCUUAUCGUCGGCUCAGGUGGUGUAGGCGUUAUCUGUGCCUACUCUCUCACCAAAAGAGCCAAAUCAGAAGUCACCUUAGUGGUCCGUUCAGACUACCAACGAGUAUCAACCCAGGGCUUGAACAUCGACUCCGUCAACUACGGCACCGUCAGGAACUGGAUUCCUUCCCAGGUUGCUCCAUCGGUGGAGACUGCACGCACCCAGUACGGACCCUUCGACUACAUCUUUCUCUGCACCAAAAACGUGCCGGACUCCAGAGUGACAUGUGAAGACAUUAUCCGUCCAGCAGUGUCGGAAAACACCACCAUCCUCCUUCUCCAGAACGGAAUCGACAUCGAGAAGCCCAUGCACAAGGCAUUUCCCCACAACUUGAUCCUCAGUGGCAUAAGUCUCAUCGGAUCCACCAACUCCCCCAACCUCAUCCAGCACAAGGCGUUGGAACAGGUGUUCGUGGGAGACUUCGACAAGAGCCAGUCGCAUCCAGACUCCCAGAAGGCGCUCGACGAGAUUAUCGACAUCUACCACAACGAGGGCUUCAACCUGAUCUUGCCUGAUGCUGAUGUUCGCCAGCAGAGAUGGAACAAGUUGUUGUACAAUGCCACCUUCAACAUCAUUGCAGGCUUGACUGGUGUUGAUGCGUGCAGGUGCCAGAUCACAGGAGCCAACAGUGCUCUCAUCGAGCCAGCAAUGAGGGAAAUCAUGGCCAUUGCCAAAAGCGAAGGCUACGAUGUGCCUGAGGCGUUAUUGGACAAGCUUAUCCACAUUGGCGAUGGGCUUUUCUACCGUCCCUCAAUGUUGACAGACGUGCACAACGGCCAGUUGACGGAGGUGGAGACCGUGUUGGGAAACCCCGUCAGAAUAGCGCAAAAAAACGGAGUGGCAGUGCCUAUCCUCAACACGUUGUAUUCCAUGAUGAAGAUCAAGCAGUUCAGCAUCAAGGAGCAGCGCAAGGACUUUGUGUUGAAUGAGGAGGACUUCAAGGGCAACAGUGAUGGCUACGAGGCCAUUUUUGAGGAAAAGUACGCCAGUCACCAUUAGACAAAAUUCACUAUGACUUUAUUUACUUCUUGAGGGCCCUUUAAUAACGUAAGAAUCUUGUGCUUGGUGAUUUACUAUGGCUUCUUGACACGGUUCGACCUUGACUCAAUGAAUUUGAAAUACUUUUAUUCAAAUUGUGCUUCGAAGCCUAAUAGCAUGAUGUUUUACGAUGCCAACUCGAAUUCACCUAGAAUUUUUAGACAAAAUACCUCUAUUAUGAAUUAUCAACUCAAUAAAAUCUAUUUUUUUAGGCAAUGGGUCACUUAUAGGCUUGGUGGUUCCAUGGUGCCAGCACAUGCACCACAAGUAUAAGUCGAUGUAUACCUCUAAAGAUGAAUAUUUAAAAUGGUUCAAGGAAACUCGUUCUAUUUGAAUACCCUUUUAUUCAGCACCAGGUAAAGAAUGGAGGUUUGCUCUCGACCUUUUCCAAUCUCUCUAUGAUCACCUUUCGGUUGCCUUCUUCCUCGCCUCGAUC
This is a messenger RNA of Suhomyces tanzawaensis NRRL Y-17324, 1719 nucleotides long. RefSeq lists its product as uncharacterized. Gene Ontology annotation, molecular function: 2-dehydropantoate 2-reductase activity. Gene Ontology annotation, cellular component: cytoplasm. The transcript has a single exon. Gene Ontology annotation, biological process: pantothenate biosynthetic process. The record is from RefSeq and is a predicted model, not a curated record. Bases 192 to 1244 code for a protein of 350 amino acids. Lineage: Eukaryota; Fungi; Ascomycota; Pichiomycetes; Serinales; Debaryomycetaceae.